Messenger RNA from Styela clava, 2373 nucleotides. RefSeq names its product solute carrier organic anion transporter family member 4C1-like. Gene Ontology annotation, molecular function: protein binding. Gene Ontology annotation, biological process: transmembrane transport; sodium-independent organic anion transport. The record is from RefSeq and is a predicted model, not a curated record. Gene Ontology annotation, cellular component: basolateral plasma membrane. NCBI's taxonomy places the organism in Eukaryota, Metazoa, Chordata, Ascidiacea, Stolidobranchia, Styelidae.
UAUAUAUAUAUAAUAAAAUAAUGCAAUUCAUCGGUUAAGUUAGAAAAUAAAUAUUGAAGAUGCAUCAAACAGAAAACGGCAUUGAAACGUCCAACGGAAAUGAACGUAUUGGCAUGAAAAAUAAGACGAGUAAUGAUGGAAAGAAAAAUCAGGCGGACGAAAAAGAUUUGUUAAAAGGCGAAGUAGAUGAAGGAGAUUGCGGAUUGUUUUGCUGUGCUCCAAAGUUUCUCCAAUUCUUUAACAACCCAUCUGGAUAUUUGCUGGUGUUUGGAAUGUUUUUGACAACGCAGGGUCUUCUUGUAAAUGGAUACAUGAAUGUGAUAUUAACGACUCUAGAACGAAGAUUCCGACUACAAAGCUCAGAAACCGGCUUGAUAGUCGUGAGUUAUGACAUUGCCUACUUUGUGCUUUGUCUUUUUGUCACAUUUUACGGAAAUCGUGCUCACAGACCUCGUUUACUGGCGAUCGGAUCGAUAUUUUUUGGAGUUGGGUGCCUCAUAUUUGCAAUACCGCAUUUUACUACUGGCCGUUAUGUGUACGAAGGAAAUUUUUCAGACCUCUGUAAUCCUGAGUUUGUACCAACGUGUGAAUCCUCGGGAUACGAGGAAAAUGUUGACGAUUAUCUCUAUCUCUUUAUAUUCGCUAUGGUGCUGCAAGGAUUUGGAUGCAUACCUUUAUACACGGUCGGAUUUGCCGUGUUGGAGGACAGUUUACCGAAGGGAAAAUCUGCAAUAUAUAUUGGAGUUUCAAAUGCGCUGACUAUAUUGGGACCAGUACUUGGAUACAUCCUGGGCGGAUAUUCUUUAUCAAUAUACGUGGAUUUCGAUACCACCAACCCAGAAGAAAUUGAAAUCGACUCGUCAGAUCCACGAUGGGUUGGAGCGUGGUGGCUGGGGUUUCUUCUGGCAUCAGCAUUAGCUCUAAUAUUUGUUUCGUUGCCAAUGAUCAGUUUUCCGAAGCAAUUUCCUGGUAGUGCAUUGAUACGAUCUCAGAAAGAAUCUGAAGUGCACAAAAACGCUAGUGCAGAAAUAACGGAAAAGGAAGAAUUUGGGAAAUCAAUUAAAGAUAUGCCUAUUGCUAUUGUAGCCAUGCUCAAAAACUCGGCAUUUUUAUUUACGACGUUGGCUGGCUGUUCCGAAGGAUUCAUUAUUGCUGCAUUCACUGCUUUUCUUCCGAAAUUCAUCGAAAGUCAAUUCAAUUUAUCUGCAGGGGAAGCCGCUUUGUAUGCAGGAAUCAUUGCUAUUCCAGGAGGAGUAUUUGGAAAUAUUAUCUCUGCUCUUCUUGUUCAAAAAUUAAAACUGAAAACAGCAGGAGUUUUAAAAAUGUGCAUUUUUUGCGCUGCCGCUGUUUUUGUAUUAUCGCCCACUGCACUUUUGCAUUGUAAAGAUCCUCUAAUCGCCGGAGUCAACCAAGCAUAUAGUUCGGACCCAGAUAAAGAAUAUCCUCCCGCAAACCUGACAGCAUCGUGCAACUCCAACUGUAAUUGCCAAGAGAAAUAUUUUUCUCCAGUUUGUGGUGCCGAUAAUCAGUCCUACUUUUCAGCGUGCUUUGCUGGAUGCUUCGAAAUGGAUGAAACCGGUUCUGAUAACAUAUAUCGUGAUUGCUCGUGUGUACAAAAAACGAAUGAGAAUGGAAUUGCUGCUGUAGGCGGCCUCUGUGAACAAUCGUGUACAGUUUUGGCACCUUUUCUAGGAAUAUUUUUCGUUAUUGUUUUGAUAAAUUUUAUGACAACCACGCCAGCUUUAUUGGUUAUAUUAAGAUGUGUACCAGACUCUCAAAAAUCGUUCGCAGUGGGCGUUCAGUGGUGGAUUGUUCGAGCAUUUGGUAGCAUCCCAGGUCCUGUUGUAUUCGGUGUAAUAUUUGAUAUUACAUGUCUGCUUUGGCAACAAUUGUCAUGUGGACAGGGCACUGGGUCUUGCUGGCUGCACAAUAGCGACGAAGUAGCCUUAUACUUGACAAUAGCAUCUAUGGUAUGCAAGGCUAUAUCAGUGUGUUUCUUUUCGCUAGCGUUGUAUUUAUACAAACCACCAACUAGCAAGAAUGUAGGCAUGGAGAAACUCCAAGAUGAAGACUUUGAACUGGACGCCAACAUCAAGAAAGUUGACGAAAUUCCAAUCGAUGUCAUCAGUACACCAUUAUAACAUUCAGACAAUGUCAAAAGUUUUAUAUUUUUCCUAACUUAUCAUAGAUCGUCAAAUUCUUAAAUUUACAUGUCCAAAUAAGUUUUUAGUCAAUAUUAGUUUUUCAUAUGUUUGCGACGAUACCCAACCUCGCCAUUACCUUUAUUAAGAUACAUAGUCUUGCAUUAUAGUAAUGUAGUCGAUCAUCUUUGAUGCUUUUUCAACAAGGAUUACAGUCUAAACUAAAGGAUGA